AUGCCGGCCCGCUCCCCUGCCAGUGGCCUGCCCUCGCCAGCUGCGAGCCUGGGAUGGAGCAUGCCCGAAAAGGGGGAGAUCCAGGGCGAGCCCAGCGGCUUCAGACCAGCGGAUGGCGGCAUGGCUCCCCCAAAUGAGUGCCCCCGCCUCAAAUCCAUCGUGGGCGCGCCGCGGGGCAGGCACCUCUGCAUCAAUAAGAAGGCCGCGAUCGAGCCGGUCAAGAGGAAGGAAGCGACGGCUGGGCCCUUCCGCCAGCCAAAAGCAAGGGGCAAGAGCGUGGCCCGGCGUAAGUCCGGCGGCUCGACGGUGGCAGAGUCGUCGGGCGGCCCCUCGCUGCUCACCCCACCGCGCAGGCUCACACAGGAGCAAGGGCAGGGUGCAGGCCUUGCUGGGGGGCAGGACGCGACAGAGGACCCGGUUGAGGAGUUCUUCCAGGGAGCAAAGCAAACCCUCCCCCCACCCGCACGGCACCGCCCUGACGCCAUGGCCGCGAAGAUCGAUGAGGAGAUCGCCGCCAAGCUUGACAAGCCGUUGCGCUUCGAAGAUGGGGAAGAUGGAGGCAGUGACGGAUCGCUGGACAUGGGGCCUACCCUGUCCCUGGCCCGCCACACCCCGCUGGCUGCAAACACGCAAGAAGUGCAGCUGGGUGCAGUCAUGCAGAGGGUCACUGAGAUGCAGCUCCAAGAGGAGGGAGCUGAGGGCGCACUGCAGCUGCCCCUCUUCUCCAAGCCGGCGCCAGCGAUCGUCGGAAAGCCACCGGCAAGAGACAAGACGCCUCUCAAGGCUCGCCCACAGGCCAAGCCGGCCAGGCAGAGCGCACGACAAGCUGCCAACCCUUCCCUGGUGCCGGUCUCCCAGCGGGCGACGCUCAGGCUAGUGCAGGGCCUCGGUGUCCUCAGGCCAAAGGAGAAGAUGACGGCUCAAGCUGCUGAAGCCCUCAUCCGCCGUCUCGAUGAACCUCUGUCUGACCAUGACAUCGCUGCCAUCGCGAAGCUCACCAGCCUCGACGCCAACGCGCUCAAGGCGAUCGCUGGCAUGCCUAGCCAGCAUGGAAGCGCCGCGCCGCCUCAUUCCCCAUGUUAG
Molecule: messenger RNA, 1083 nt
Organism: Triticum turgidum subsp. durum (durum wheat)
Lineage: Eukaryota; Viridiplantae; Streptophyta; Magnoliopsida; Poales; Poaceae
Source: the annotation of a GenBank genome assembly